This is a messenger RNA of Gadus chalcogrammus (walleye pollock), 1060 nucleotides long. RefSeq names its product coiled-coil domain-containing protein 122-like. Lineage: Eukaryota; Metazoa; Chordata; Actinopteri; Gadiformes; Gadidae. The record is from RefSeq and is a predicted model, not a curated record. The coding region runs from base 264 to 632 and encodes 122 amino acids. The transcript is spliced from 5 exons.
CGGUAAGUCGAAGUUGGUUCCUUCCACAGAGUAGACAGUCCGACCCAGCGACGGGUCAGCGACCGUAUGUGGAUAGCCAUGGAGCUAUGUGAAGGACAUAUAUAAAUAGGCUACAAUGUUAUGGACAUAACGGACGGAUAUGGACUUUUGUGGUUGUGGUGCUGGAUGCGACGUUGAACCUGUGUUGUGAGACGAUAUCCGGAAGUGACGUAAUAAACGCGCAUGUGCGCUUUGUAAACGACAGCCCUCUGGAAGACGAGGAGAUGGCUGUUUUUUCUUUGACCAAAGCGGUAGAGGAGGUCAGCCACCAAGGCUAUGCCAAUAUGGCGGCCCUGCAGGAGAAACUAGACCAGCUCAGCUCUCUUCAGACGGGGAAGGACCAACUGAAGCAGCAGUUGGUUGCUCUGAGGAAGGCCACCGCCCAGAAGAGGGAGGAGCUCCGGCAGGAGAACGACGCCCACGCCCAAAUAAGGAAAGAAAUAAAGAUCCAACACAGACGGUACGAGGCCAUUGUGAGACGUCUCCACUGUCAGCUGAACAAGGCUCAGGCCUACUACAGACACCUUUCCGGAGACGUCAAUCACAUGGAGAGGCAGGUGUUGGAUCUCCGGCGACAGCUGAACUCAUCCUGAUUCCACCAGGACUGCUCGGGUCAGAGGUCAGAGGUCAAAGGUCAGGAGAAAGCUGCUUCGGAUUAGGAUCAAAACUGGGAAUGAGGGUUUGGGAGCGUCAUGUUGUCGUGUCCCUCCUUUGGCCAGCAGGGGUCAGCAGUGGCCUUCUGGUUCUGAGUUUACACGUUGUUUGGUUUGUUUUGAGUCGUUCCUUUGCUGGUUCUGAGUUCUGCGUUCCCCAAGGAUAUUCCUCCAAUUUCUAAGGGUGCAUUGUUAUUAUUAUUAUAAAUUAUGCAUUAUGUUAUCAACUUAGCGUAAAUGGUGUGAUUCAUUUCAGCACAAAUAAAGAAUAUAUUUUAUUAACACCAUGUUAAUAAUAAUAACUUAUAAAUAAUAAUGUAUAUAAUACAUAAUAAUAUAAACUAUAUCAUAAUUUUGUGAAACACUCA